AUCAGUGUAUGGUAAGAGUUGUUUAAGACAAUGACAGGCCAGAAUGUUUCACAGCAGAAGGAUAUCAAGGGUGUCAACAUCCUUAAAGGCCUACAUGCGGCGGUCAACGUGUUUGUACCACAGCGAGAUGUCGUUGCUGUCAGGAAUUCAGACGCCCUGCUGCAGUGUUCCUUCUCUGUGGUCCCGGGCCCCAUUGACCUCAGCCAACUGAAGGUCACCUGGUUGCAGUAUGGGUUCCCAAUGGCCAAGUUUGAGAAUUCACAAACUAUUGAGAGAAAAGAUGCCACCUUGUUGAAAAAGGAGAUUAUGACGGGCAAUGUGUCACUGCUACUUCAAAAGACAGUGAAGCGAGACGAGGGGCCGUACGAGUGUGAGGUGGAGCACAAGGGGCAGCUGGACUCGGCCACACUCGUCCUGUCCAUCCGAGUUCCCCCCGAAGUCACCAUCUUUCCAGAGUCAGUAAAAAUGCUUAGUGAAAGUACCAUGGUGUGCUCCGCCAAAAGCUUCUACCCCAAACAAAUCCGUUUUAUCUGGACGAGGAGUAAACAGACUGUUGAGCCAUUCAAUGUCACCGAGCCUCGGCUGAACCCUGAUGGCACCUUCAGUGCUGAGAGCUUUUAUCGCUUCACCCCGACCAGCCGAGACGACCUGACCUGCGAGGUGCAGCACGAGGCCUUGAAGGAGCCGCUCCGGAGAUCCGUGGCCUAUGUGGGGCUGACUGGCACAGAGAUUGUAUUCAUCAUUUUCUUAGUCAUUGCUGUCAUCUUCAUCGUCUUCUUUGCCUUAUGGUUUUAUUCAGUGUCCCUGUCACCCCUGGUCCCCAUGAACCUGUUACAGAAUGAGCCCGGGGAAGUGAAGUGCACGCUUACAGGCUUGAGACUGAGACAGGUCACGCUUCAGUGGUUUAUCAAUGACAAGGCGGUCCCAUUGGAUGCACCAGAGGUGGGCCAUGGAGACUCUGAAGAUGAUGUCAUUUUACCCCUCAACGCCCCUUCUGGUUACAGCCUGAGGAGAGACGCUCUUCACAAGGGGUGGCUUAAAGUGGAGGAGCAGCUCACCCUCCUGUUCACGCCAAGCAUGUCAGAGCAUCAGCGGGCAACGGUCAAGUGUCGGGCCACCCACGGACUCACCAGGAGGAGCAGCGAGCGCACUGCCACUUUGGGAGAGGUGUAUGUUCGCCCUCAUCUCUCCGAUAUCCACAACAUCUCUCAGGUCACGGACACCGAUGUGAAACUGCAGAUUAGAGCUGAGAAGUUCCAUCCACAAUACAUCAGCAUUGUGUGGUUACUAGGAGGUAUAAGAGUACCCACAAACUCUCCAAAUGUCACAAAAAACCCUGAUGGGAACUUCAGCGCCUGCAGCAUUUGCUCUUUCACAAGGUCUCAGGUCCAGUCUCCUGAUUUCAAGGUCACUGUAGAGGUUGAACAUAAAUCCAUUGGUAAGGUGGAGAAAACUGCCACCAGUGACACACCAGGCAUCGACGGGCGCCCCCAGCUGUCAGAGAUUGAAGUCUUCUCGUACACAAAGGUAGGAAAGCCCUGCUCCCUGGGCUGCACCAUCUCCAGGUUCUUUCCCAGAACUGUGACAGUGACUUGGCAGCGAAACGGACCAAAGACAGGACAUAAGAAUGUCACUGCUGGGUUAAAAGAUUGGGCAGCCACAGUGAGCACACCCAGUCCAGUGAUUAGAAAUAACUUCUGCGAGGUGAUCUCUGAGGUCCUCUUCACCCCACAAGACCUCUCUGAAUUGGAGGAGAUGACCUACACCUGCAUGGUGGAACACGUGACCCUGGACAAGCCAAUGGAGAAGCAAUCCAGGAAGCUGCAGCUAACAGGUGUUAAGGGGCGUCCCAGGGUCUCCAAUGUGCAGGUUCACUUUAUUGAGUUUGGUCGCCCCUGCAUCCUGACCUGCACCGUGUCUGACUUCUACCCUAAAGAGAUCAACGUAACCUGGCAGAGCAGACAGAGGGGAACCCAGGCGACCCUACCAACAAGUCAUUAUGGGCCGUCAAUGAGGGGUGACCGAUACGCUCUGGUGUCUCAGGCAGAAUUCACCCCUUGGUCCUUGCGUGAUCUAGAUGACAUGGAGGUCGUCUGCAGGGUGGACCAUGAGACCCUAGGAGGAAAGCCCAUCGAGGAGUCCUGUUCAGUGUUCCCAGGUGUGAAUCGCUGUCCCCUGGUGUCUGACAUUAAGGUGGCUGAGUGUAAAGGACUUGGCCAGCCCUGCACUCUGAGCUGCUCCAUUACGAAUUUCUACCCCAAAGACAUCAAAGUGACUUGGCAACGAACUGGUGACAAAGGACCAGACAUCACGGCUGUGCCCUCUGAGUGCCAGAGUGGAAAACAGAGCUACCAGCUGGAGGCUAAGGCCACCUUCGUCCCCAAGACUCAAAGUGACCUGGAGGAAGUGGAGUACAUCUGCAGAGUGGAGCAUGAGACUCUAAACGGGCAAUACUUUGAGAGGCGGACGGGGAAGACUGGGCAGCGUGAUCUGCUAUGUUGCCCUGUUGUCUCAGACAUCGAGACUAUUAAGUGUGCAAAGCUCAGUCAGCCGUGUGUCCUGGGCUGCUCCAUCCGGGACUUCUACCCUGAAGAGAUCGAGGUGACCUGGCUGAGGAGGGACUUAAAGACGGGUAAUGAGUUCCAUUCAGGGACAGCUGGCUGGACGGCUGAAGUCGAUGCAAAACAAGAAAAACAGAAUAACAACACAUACAGCGUGAAGACACAGGUCACAUUCACCCCUGAGACUCUGAAUGACGUGGAGGAGGUGGAGUACAUCUGCAGGGUACAACACAAGAGCCUGUCCACUCCUGUAGACAAGCAUUCUGGGAGGAUCCAAAUAACCGGCCUUGUGCAGAAGCCCAAAGUCUCAGAGGUGGAGGUCAACUUCAUCCAGUUUUACCAGCCCUGCAUUCUCACCUGUCAGGUGUCUGACUUCUACCCCAAAGAGAUCAGCAUCACCUGGGAGAAGAAGAAGAAGAUGAUGAAGGGAUUAUUAAAGUGUGUGGAUGAAUGGAGGCCUCUGGUGACCCAGGAUGGGCCGUCAUGGAACAACUACAGAUACACGCUGGAGUCUCGAGCUGAGUUCACACCCCAGAGUCAGGCAGACCUGCAGGACAUGGAGUUCAUCUGCAGAGUGGAGCACAGCAGCCUGAGGGGGCCUGUGGAGAAGCAAGGCUCAUUUGCAGCUGUGCUGGCUUUAACUGGACUACAGGCCAAAGGAAGUGGAGACCAGGAGGACCAGCCACAGAACAGAGCUUCAGAAAAAAGAAAAACCCCAAAAGAACCAGCAGAUGACAGCAAGACAGAGAGUCCCAGUGGAUAAACAUCUGAACAUCCAGCCCAGCAUGUGGGGUGUGUGACUAGUUACCUCUGACCUGGCCUGAAGGAGACCUCCAGUUUGAUAUCCGCUGCACUUCGAUGUACCGUCCAUCCAGAUCCUCUGACCUCUUUAUUGUUCCUUUACUCUGUGAUGCCACUGAUCAAACUUUUAGAAUCACUCCAUGUGAAGGACCACUGGCUGAAAUAACAUUUGAACGGAACAAGAAGGCUCUAGUAGACAAGAUGGCCCACCUGACAACAGCACUUAAGCUCAUAGAAUCGUGAGAUACCAGCUAAGCUCACAACCACACACUCAGACUCCAGCUGUGCCACCCACUCUCUUCAACUGGGUCCAGGACUUAACAGGCAGACCCCAGUCAGUCAAGCCAGGGAACAACAUUUCUAAAAUAAUAAGCAUAAAUCCAGGAACCAUCCCAUGCUGUACACGCUCUUCACACAGGACCAUGUCGCUUCCCAGCAUAACACCAGUAUUAUUAAAUAUGUGGACAACACCACCAUUGAUCUCUGGGGCUGACGAGUCAGCGUACAGAAGGGAGGCGACUGGCCUUGUGGAGUUGUGUCAGGACAGGAAUCUCUCUCUUAACAGCAGCAAAACGAAGAGGAUGAUUAUUGACACAUGGAGGAAGAGAGGUCCGCACCCACCACUGCACAUCGGAGAGACUGAGAAUGGCCACAUUUAAACUUCUUAGCAUGAACAUCUCUGAGGAUCCCACUUGGACCUUCAACAUCACAGACCUGGCGGGGAAAGUCCAGCGGCGUUUGUAUUUUCUGAGAAGGUUGAGGAAGUUUGGUGUGUCAAUCAAUAUCCACAGCAGUGUCUACAGAUGCACAAUUGAGGGUAUCCUCACCUACUCCAUCACAGUCUGGUUUGGGAACAGAACAGCAUGGGAACGCAAGGCUCUACAGCAGGUGGUAAAAUCGGAGCAAAAUAUCAUCGGAAUAGCCCACCCUGCACUAGAAGACAUCUACAACACCAGAACUCUCAGGAGGGCCCAUAACAACCCACCCACAACAUGAACUCCUCAUACUGCUGCAAUCAGGGAGACCAGACGCUACAAGAACAUAGCAGUGAGAAGAACAUCAAGGCUGAAGGACAGUCAUCUAGCUCCCUUGUGCCAUCUGGCUUGUAAAUAAAACCCAUUCUCUGCCCGCUCCCGUCAGCACUGAAGGAUGGAAGGCCAUCUUGAGAUGACAGACCUGCAGAGCUUACACUGAAUCAUUGAUCUAUUUGCAUGUGCGCUCUUACUUCUGUUUGUUUUUUGUGUAUUCUUGUUUAUAUCUGGAGGACUCACAAAACAACAUUUAUUUCUAUAGCACAUUUUCAUACAAAAAAUGUAGCUCAAAAGUGCUUUACAUAAUGAAGAAU
Messenger RNA from Polypterus senegalus (gray bichir), 4707 nucleotides. RefSeq lists its product as uncharacterized. The record is from RefSeq and is a predicted model, not a curated record. Bases 31 to 3324 code for a protein of 1097 amino acids. NCBI's taxonomy places the organism in Eukaryota, Metazoa, Chordata, Cladistia, Polypteriformes, Polypteridae. The transcript has 13 exons.